Pseudoliparis swirei is the source of this 3786-nucleotide messenger RNA. RefSeq names its product neurturin. Gene Ontology annotation, molecular function: growth factor activity; receptor tyrosine kinase binding; glial cell-derived neurotrophic factor receptor binding. Lineage: Eukaryota; Metazoa; Chordata; Actinopteri; Perciformes; Liparidae. The transcript is spliced from 2 exons. The record is from RefSeq and is a predicted model, not a curated record. The coding region runs from base 1373 to 2131 and encodes 252 amino acids.
AGUUGGUGUUGAACCAACAAAAUGAGACUUUCCAUCGCGGCUUCUAUCUAUUAUGUCGGCUGAUUAAAUACAACAGUGAGAAGGAAACAUCAAACGUACUGUAUAGCCGUGCAGCGAGUGACAUUCUGCAACCGCCGCGGCUCCACGCUGACUGUGUGAAAUGAGGUUGUGAGUUGAAAUGUUUGACUUUCAAAUGAAUAACAUUCUACCCCUUCAUUGUGCGGCGGCAGCUUACUCUGUCAAACCCAUAUGGAAUUAUGAGUGAUGAGUCAAGCUGACUGAUAGGACUGGUUGUACCUGUUUAUACCACAGCAACUCAUGCGUAGAACGUCUUUGAAUUUUCCCCUCUGCGGAAUCCAGAACAGCCAGACACUCUCACUUUGCAUAUAGUCUUCGUUUUUGAUUUACUUACUUCACUGCGAAAAGCUUCAGUUCAAGCAAGAAAACCACAUUUUCAUUAGCGUUUGUUUCUUUUCUAAACUCCACCAAGAUAUGUGACAUUCUGUCCCAUUGUAAACACAGACUGCAUAUGUACACUAAAGAAUCCAGUCUGGCAGAACACUUUGCGAGGCUGGUCUGGAUUUGCUGUUAGUCACUGCCAGUAUACCGUUUCCGGAUCUGGGGGAAUGUUUUGCUUACCGGUGACAUGAAAUGAAAAAUACAAAGAAAUGAGGUUGUAAAGCUUCUCAAAAACCUGAAAGAGAAAAAACAAAAGAUAUAACUCCUGCCGAUUGGGUUUGUGUGGCCGCUGUGGUGCAGUGGCUCCUGAAAGGGAGGGGCGGUAUAGGACAAAGGGAUGUACAAGCACAUGUUCACUCAGGUCUCAUCAUACAUAGCAUUGUAAAUAGGUGUGGUUCCUAUCAAGGAAGGAAUGGAUUUCCCUUCUCUACGAGCAUGGUUCAGAAACAUUUACCUCGGUAAAGAAAAUGUCUUUUUUUUCCUUCAGAAACGUUGCGAAGAAGCUUAUAUUCACAUUAGGUAUUUUUUAAAUGAUACUCCAACCUUUAAAAAGUUCCAAGGGGCGAGGAGUUGCAAAACUAAUCCAGCCUGCCUUCAGUGCAAAUAAGAAAUUGCAUUUGUGUGUUUCCCUUUUCAAGCUGCCCUGAUUAAACACACACUGCAUUCUCAUAUGUCAGCAAGGGAUGUCGAGCCUGCGGAUCAUGAACCCACUUAGAGUGAAAAUGAGCUGACAGCGGAAUCAGAAAAAGUAAACUUGUGGUAAAAUAGAAGCCGCGGUGAGAGAAGUGGAUCCACGGGCAGGUCAGAGAAAGGCGAUGGCACAGACGACAACACGUUUUCUCUUCGUUCUCUGUGCUCGAAUGUGACAAGUUAAGAAUAUUGUUUACAUGAUUGACGGUGUGACUGUUUGAACAUGUCUGACGUUUGUCUGUUUAACCUCCGCCAACAGAGUUUCAAUGCUCCUCCACGUUCUAAGAUGAAGUUAUGGAAAGGUGCUACUUUUGCCUUCAUGCUCUGCGGCGCCGCCCUGUCCAUCCUCCUCGUUAGAAACACGGCCACGAUCGGACGGUUCAAACCGAAGACGAAAUACCCGUACACGUCUUCAUCCUCGACGAGACCGACCUCGCGAUCGUCAUCCAAGACCUCAUCCUCAGCCGAAUUGACAGGGUUGUCCCGGCAAUCGGCUGGUCCUCAUCGGAGAAUUCGCUCAGCGGACGAGAUGAACUCUCUCCUCUCAGAGUUUUCCAUGAUGUUCCAGAGCUUCACCGAGGGCGAGCUUCAGCACGUGGUGGAAACCUUGCUCGACAGGAAGAGAAGGAAGCGACUGGGGGAGAACCAGGCCCGAAGGACUAAGAGAGCCCGGAGGCCGAAGCCCUGCUCUCUGAGGGAGCUGGAGCUGACCGUGAGCGAACUGGGUCUGGGCUACGAGAGCGACGAGACAGUGAUGCUGCGCUACUGCAGCGGCAAAUGCGCGGCCCACCGGCACAACUACGACAUCACCAUGGAGCACAUGAUGCGGAUCGGCUUCAGGAAGAAGGGUCGCAAGGACAAGGUGAGCAUCAAACCCUGCUGCCGACCCACCGCUUUCGAAAAGGACUUCUCCUUCCUGGACAACAAGAGCCGCUAUCACACGAUACAGAACGUCUCGGCGAAGAACUGCGGGUGUGCGUGACCCAGAGGAACGGACUCGUUCGUGCUGCUCCCGGCCUCUGUCGGAAGAGUUGAACAUGAAUGCCGUUGAAAGACAAACCGUGGAAUAUAAACUUGAGAAAGGCAGACGUGACUCAUUUUAGCCGUCUGUCGAUGCAAAUCGGAGCCGAGUCCCAAUGGAAGCGCCGUGUGUAUGCAGGUGCCACGCAGAGAGACAGACAAUGACUGUUCCUAUCCCAAAAUGAUUUUGUUAUCUUUUCUAUCUGUCUAGUAACACUGUAAACUGUGGUGCAACAACAAUGAAGCAACGUUAUGUUCGUGAUGUUACAUUUGAGUGGAAGUAUGCUACAUGGGAUAGAUGAGCCAUGAGGGACUGUUGCUGUUACUACACUUUGUAUCCAUGAGAUUUCACUUCAGGAAGUCCAAUUCUUGUCGUUCACAUGAUAAGUAUGGUGACAGUAUAUCACCUUCCAGGCAAAAAAAACAUACAUUUCAAAGCCAUAAAUAAAACUAAAUACCUUUAAUUAAUCUAUGUUUACUUUAGGAUCUGACAGACUAUUGGCCCGUUGACCCUAAAGCGAUGUCUAGUGACCAGCAGAAGGUAUGUGGACUUAAAGGUGUUUUAAGUGGCUGUUAUCAGGGGUCAUGACCUGUGACCUGUCUCCGUGCUCGUAUUGCUGUUACUGCUUGCAGUGUUAUUACACAGGUAAAAGAGUAACUGUCAUUGAUAAGAAUUUGACAAGAAAAGAAAAUCCUUUUCAAAAGCUCCAGGUUUGACACCCAAUUUUAAUGAUUGUGUAUAUCAAUGUUGUGUUGAUUAAUGAUGUUUCAAAACAUACUUUGUCACUUGGGUCAUAGAACAUGAAAAUGGAUCGCAUCUGCUCUGCAAAGAAUAACUUAUCACACGCAAAGAAAUUGUCAUUUUGAGUCUUUUUAUACUUUCCCCAAAUAACCCAUUAUUGUAAUUACCCAUAAUCCUCUGGAAUUAUGUUCCUUAAAGAUAUGCCAAAACACACAGUCAAUUCAACACGCAUGACGACAUCUCAAACAUAUACAUCUACUGUCUCAAGUUGCAGGCGAUAUAACCUCUUUAACGCUGUCUCUGGGUGUAAUUUAUGAACGUUUACACUUUUAGCUAAUCUGAGGCUCAAGUGUGAAAGAGAAAAAUGGUUUUAGUGAUGUGUAGUGGCAUGUUUUUUUCUCGCCGACAGAAAACUAUGACGUAGAGUCUAGAUCUGGAAAUGUGUUUGCACCCAUCCAUGAAACCUGCAAUCAGAAGCCCACAGCACAGCCUUCUACUGGCCCGAAGAAUGCCUCCUCGUUGUUUUGCCUGCUCGAAUUUUAGGGGAAAAUAAGCUGUUUGAGUGAAUUAUGAAGCAUCUUUUUCACCUUUGACCAUCUUUAUGUGGUCGAACCCAUGGAAACUGUUUGCCUGAAGUACAAUAAAGUAUGUUUUUGUUUUGUUUCUCCUGAGGAUGUGCAGUGUUGGGGCGUGGAUGCGGUGCAUCUUUAUUGUAGUUUAUAUUGUAUUUAUUUGGGAAGUAAAUUAUGGUCUUGCAUAUUUAUUUAGAUUACCACACAGAAACGGGACAGCUUAUUAUCAUUAAGCAACUGUGCCAAAAAAUGUUUUAUCUAACAUUCUAUAUUGACUGCUGAAUAAACAUAAUUUCAGAGGUU